AUGACCUGUUACCUCAACAACAAGGCGGCCACCGAUGAAGCUCUCGACAGUGAAGGCUGGUUCCACACAGGCGAUGUCGGCAAAGUUGAUACUCACGGCCAUCUGUGGAUCACCGAUCGGUUGAAGGAUGUGAUGAAGGUCAAAGGAUUCCAAGUGUCACCUUCUGAGCUCGAAAACAUCCUUUGCGGUAGCCCCUCAGUAGCUGAUGCUGCUGUAUGUGGUCUCUUCGACGCUGGUCUUGCAUCCGAACUACCUAGAGCCUACGUUGUGCCUUCUUCAAAACACUUGUUGGCCCAGUGUACACCAAAUGGUCCUAUCACACCGGAACUCCAGGCCCUGGCUCAAGAUAUCAAACAAUUAGUAGAGAGCAAGACCGUGCGGUACAAGUGGUUGGCUGGUAAUGUUGUGUUCGUACCAGCAGUGCCAAAAUCACCAAGUGGUAAGAUCUUAAGGCGUAUGCUUGUGGGCGUACAGGGUGUCGAGGUCAAACUUUACUUGAGUCGGGCGGAGAAGGCAAAGCUGUAG
Messenger RNA from Aureobasidium musti, 525 nucleotides. NCBI's taxonomy places the organism in Eukaryota, Fungi, Ascomycota, Dothideomycetes, Dothideales, Saccotheciaceae. The record is from the annotation of a GenBank genome assembly.